AUGGGCAACACUGCCUCUUCCAGGAUACCCACUCCCAAGAAUCCCAAUUUCCCUCACACUCUCGAUGAGAAGGAUGUCAUCUCCGAGUUAUCGGCCUCCUUGUCGUCGCUGGAGAUAGCUGUACCAAAGUCCAAGGACGGAUCACUCACCCUCGGCCAUGUUGCGUCCUGGGAAGCGGCUGCUCAGAACGAUUCUAAAGUACAUCUUGCCCGGACUAUUCUAUCUCAGACCGAUAUUCGUUCUGUCCUCACCUCGCGCGCAAGCCGAAUAACCGACCAACACAUCUUCAACAAUGUUGUCGACUUUAAGACUGGUCCUAUCACUAACCAGAAGAGCAGUGGUCGCUGCUGGCUCUUUGCCACUACUAACGUCAUCCGCUAUGGGAUCAUGAAGAGGUUCAAACUCAAAGACUUUCAGCUGUCACAGUCUUAUCUGUUCUUCUGGGAUAAGCUCAACAAGUCCAAUUACUAUCUUGAGCUCAUGAUUCAACAUGCGGAUCUCCCCAUUGACGACCGCCUCAUCUACCAUCUCUCUGGCGACCUUAUUAGCGAUGGUGGCCAAUGGGACAUGGCUGUGAACUUACUCGAGAAAUAUGGCCUCGUUCCACAGGCCAUCUAUCCUGAAUCUACCCACUCCUCCCUCUCUGGUCCUCUCAACUCUCUCCUCAAGACUAAACUCCGUGAGCACGCGCUCAUUCUUCGCGACCUUGCGGCCUCCCUUCGUGGAGCCCACAUCCGCGAAGAAACUGUUAUUGCUACUCUUCGGGCAAAGAAGGAAGCGCUUAUAAAGGAGAUCUACAACAUCAUGACUGCCACCCUCGGCGUGCCCCCUAACCCGAACAAGAAGUUUGUUUGGGAGUACAUUGAUGCCGAUGAUAAGACCGGUAGAUGGGAGGGAUCUCCCAAGGAGUAUUAUGAACAAUUUGGUACCAAGCCCUUCUCCGUAAGGAUGGUUCCAGCAGAGUCCUUCUCGCUCAUCAAUGAUCCCCGGAAUGAGUAUUCUAAGCUCUACACCGUCGACAAGCUGGGAAACAUUUGGAAUGGCAGGCCUGUUCUGUAUGUUAACACUGAAAUCGAUAACAUGAAGCAAACGGUUGUUAAAUUAAUCAAAGCUGGUCAAGCCGUCUUUUUUGGAUGUGAUGUUGGCAAGUUCUCUGACAAGGACGCUGGUAUUAUGGACACCGCUCUGUUCGAAUACGAGAACGCGUUCGACAUCAAGCUGGGUCUGACCAAAGCCGAACGUCUCCAACUAGGAGAUUCAUCGAUGACGCAUGCUAUGGUAAUCUCAGGAGUUCACCUUGAUCUGGAGGACAGACCUGUUCGCUACAAAGUUGAGAACUCGUGGGGUGAGACUGCAGGAAAGGACGGAUACUUUAUCAUGACCGACGAGUGGUUCACUGAAUACGUCUACCAAGUGGUCGUUCCCAAAGCUCUGGCUCCCAAGGAGCUGGUGCACGUCUACGAAUCUGGAAACCCCGUAGUUCUGCCGCCGUGGGAUCCAAUGGGCUCCUUGGCGUGAUUUUCGAGAGUGGUAAAGGACCUUUGUACUGAGUAUGGGAGGGCAGGCUGUUGUACCUUGACUAUUUAUAUAAAUAACUAUAUCCUUGCUUGCCGACUGCCG
Messenger RNA from Laccaria bicolor S238N-H82, 1620 nucleotides. RefSeq lists its product as uncharacterized. The transcript is spliced from 8 exons. Gene Ontology annotation, biological process: proteolysis; response to toxic substance; L-homocysteine catabolic process. The record is from RefSeq and is a predicted model, not a curated record. Gene Ontology annotation, molecular function: cysteine-type aminopeptidase activity. Gene Ontology annotation, cellular component: cytoplasm. Lineage: Eukaryota; Fungi; Basidiomycota; Agaricomycetes; Agaricales; Hydnangiaceae. Bases 1 to 1518 code for a protein of 505 amino acids.